Molecule: messenger RNA, 5847 nt
Organism: Blastomyces dermatitidis ER-3
Lineage: Eukaryota; Fungi; Ascomycota; Eurotiomycetes; Onygenales; Ajellomycetaceae
Exons: 4
Coding region: 3095-4678 (527 amino acids)
Source: RefSeq, a predicted model, not a curated record
CUUUUUCCUCCCUCCAUCUAUUCCCACUGGAUUCCAGCGCGCGGGUAAGAUGUCUAUCUAGCUUAUAUUUUGUCAUCUUCAUAAUCAGUCUGUUUGAGCCCGAUCUGUUUGUUUCCGCAUUUGGCUUCGAACUUCACCAUCUUCUCGUUCACCAAGAUUAUGUGCCCGACCCUCACACUUUUGUCGGCCUGCGAGUUCCGAGCCGGAAUGCAAAUGCUAAGGGUCGUCAACUUUUCGACAUCUAUCAUGAUAACUGCUUGUUAGCCGUUUUUUACUUACUUUCAUAUGAUAAUGGCACUCACCUGGGUCAUUCAAUUUUAUUCCCUGGGGUUGGACUCUUGGAUUUGUACAACACCAAAUCGCCAACUGUGUCUCUCAGCUGUCUACCCUUUCGCAUCACGAUGUACCCGUGGAUCCAUUUCACCUUGUCUUUGACGCUUUCGCCCUGCAGCAUCCGUUAGCGUGUCCAGUUUUCAUUCUGAGACAAUCAUUCUUGCAGUAUGGGAAGUUCAUUGGUACCCGUUUAAUGAACCAUUCAACAUAUCCUUUAACUCGCUCUCCCCUGCUAGGACAUUUGUAUUGAUCUUCCUCGUUAUCACGUUUGGAAUCAAAAGCUCUAUGCACGCCGAUGCCAUAGGACCAUCUACUUUUGCGGCUCUCCACUAUCGAUUGUCCCAAAGCGUGGAGUGCCGCUCCUUUUGCAAUGGCCGGCCAAGCUUCGUCUGGUACAAUUACAUCGACUUUCUUGUCCAGUUUGUUCUGGCAGAAUUCUUUAAACUGCUCCUGAACGUAUUGGGAGUCGGCCAUGCCGCCGCAAAGUAUUAUUAACUGAGAAGUUCACCUGUCAAUGAAAUUGCACUCUUACCAACCAUUUUAGGAGCACCUACGUUCACGGGAUUAUCAUUAUUUUUUCGAGCCAUUUCGAUUUGUUCGGAGACCAUAUCGAAGGCGCGGCUUAUGACCUUGUCAAAAAUUUGCGCAAGUUCCUCACUGCGGAUAAUGGAUUUAAUAAUUGAGACAUUCGUGUUAGGAUAUGCGAGAUGGAACGAACCUAGUGAUUUUUACUUGUCCCAAUUCGUAGACGUACCCGGCAGCAUCAUUAAUGUUCAUAACAAGACGGAUCAGGUGCUCUUUUAUGUGUUCGUCGCCGUGGCCUGUGAAGCUCCUCUUGAUUAUUUCGAUGUCCGCCAUAAACUCGCUACCAUGACCUAUUUCUUUGGCAGGGAGGUUGGAAAAUGCAGAUCCGUAUUUUAUUCCCAUGAGUCGAUGCAGUUCGCGAUCAAUCAUGGUAGCCCCACACUUUGCGCCUAUGUUGUUUCUUAUCAGAUAUAACGGCAUAGAUGCUCACGCCCGGAGGGCACUUACUAGUUCCUGUACAGGCCUCUCCUACUUCGAGGGGAUUUGUCCGAACAAUUUUGUAGGUUAUGAUAUCCUAACGAUUGCUUGUCAACUUUGCCGUAAGAACUUGAGGCCGAUGCACUUACGAUCGUUCCCCCGCCGAUAUCAACCACCACAACAUUGUUGUUUACCUGGGAGGGCGAAAAUGCCAAUGAUUAACGUCUUUCGAACCGACUGCUUGGAGUUAUAAUUGAUAAGGUUGCGAAUGCAGGCUCUUGAUCCUACCUUGAAAAUUGAACUGUGUUUCUUCCCCAGGCUGGUUUCGAAUGCAGCGAGAGCAGCGGCUUCCGGUUCGUCGAUCGUUAAGAUUGAGUCGUUCUCUCCGGUUGCAAUGCCUGCACGGUGUGCGGCUUCACAUAAGGUUGUUUUAUACUUCUUAUCCCAGUCCGCUGGGAUUGUCAAUACCGCCUUUACUGGUAGCAUAUCCACAAUUGACUGCCCAUAUAUCGUGCUAAGCCUCCCCAUGACGUGCUUAUAAAGGCGUCGAAGAUAUUCUUCGCACAGAAUCUCUGGAGUUUCCCCGUCCGGGAUUCUCAAUAAGCUAGGGCCCACACUCUGGGAUAGAAGGGGGUCAUCAUUUUUAGAUAAUGUGUUGUCCGGAGCCAUGUGCAGCUUGAACCAUGAUGAGCAGUGCGUUGUGGAUGAUAGGGCAUAACCCCAUCCCCUAUAGUUCGAGUUUUCUGAUUUGUCGUCGAUCAUCGUGGGGACCUUAUAUCUGACCUCUACAUUCCCUGGCCAGGCUGAAAUGAUAUAGAUUUUCUCACGAUCAAACUCGGAAUGCGCAACAGCAACGCCUGCAAUCGGAUCAGAAUGUCAUCAUUUAUUUCUUCCGAUAUCCAUACCUGAAUAUGUGGUACCAAAAUCAAUACCAACGAUUAGAUGGGCAGUUGCGGUACUAUCUUUGCUUUUCUUUGCUGGUGAACCGAGCUCGGACUCGUCUUCUACUUCCCCUAUGGCGGAAUCCAUCAGCCUACUUCGAGGCAUGCUUGGCUUGACUUACUUUUGAUUGUCUCUCGUUUUCUGACCACCCCAUUUGGAAUACCGCUACUAGCUCUUGGCUUCGACUUCGGGGUCUGGACGGGUUUUGGGGAGUCUGGAAAUCAUAUCAGUCUCGGCAUUAUAUUCGAUCCUCUGUAUAUUGGCCAACUACCGUCAAGCCCAAAUUGGAGAAUAGGCAUCUUUUCUGUUCCACCUGUUCUUUGCGUUUGGAUGUUGAUUGAGAGUCUAGGGUUUAGUUGAGCGAUGCCGCUUCCAUUCGUGUCCGAGGAGCUCCUCGAUGAUUUACCUGAUCGAGCAGGGCAUCAUGGCCAUUUGGACACUCAGCUAGCCUCACGUUUUGAGGAACCCACUCAGUAGUAGAUUUUAUUUAAUUUCAGGGAUUAUUAUUCAUAAACAAUGAAGCAAUCUUUCCUUUCUCCUCUUUUCAUUUAAUUGCCCUCAGUCAUGCGAAACUAUUCAGCAUUAGCAAAUUAUUUCUGUCUCACUUUUUGUGUUGUUGUUUGGCGUCAGUGUCGAUUGACUUCCAUCCUGUUGCCUGGUGGCAACUACUUCAGUUUCGUUAUUCACCUUCAAGCUAAAGCAAGAUAUCGAUGUGUUACUCUCCAUUCUCGACAUCGGUUGUAUCCAUAUACCUUCGAGCCUUGAAAAAUUAACCUGUGGUCUCUUACCGCCGCACUUCUACGACAACAAUUUCAACAUGUGUUCUGAGGACGCCGGAUCUGUGCAGGGCGAUCAAAGUCAGAGUGGACCAGCAGAACGUCUCGAAUCAGGGGAGCAAGGUCAAACGAGCACUAGCAGUUUCAAGAGGCCAUCUGAGAACGAUCUCCAAGAUGGUCGUACGAACAAGAAACACAAAUCCAACUACAACCCCAAAACAAAGGCUAUGCUACAGAGUGAGCUUGACCAAGCAAAGAAAUCGAUUAAAGCUCUGAAUACCAAAUGUUCCCGGCUCAAACGAGAGAACAAUACCUUGAAGGACCAGAAUAUGGAACUCCAAACCUCGAUGAUGGAGUUGCGUGAAGAACACAAUUUACCGAAGAUGGACGAUAGUGAUGUCCGCAAUCGACUUCAGAACCUCAUGAAUCUCUACCGUGACUGGGCACGAGAGUAUUCCCCGGAGGAGCCAGUUGAUUUCGAUUCAUUGCCCUCUGAUAUGCCGCGUUCUUUACACGAGAGUCUGUUCAUGCACACGACAUGUUCUGGAAACCUGAAAGCCCUCAGCAAAUUUACUUAUGGGAAAUUCAUUUUUCUAAAUACGUUUUUGGCGCACUUUGUCUGCUGGUUUAUAGUGGAAAAUCCAAUAUUCUUUCUGAACCGAGAAUUUCAGGAACAGAAAAAAUGUCCGUCUCGACAAUUUCUCAACGAGCUAAUGGAGUGUGUACCCAGACACAAGAAAGAUGCAUGGAUUGGGUGGACUUUGCGUACGUUGGAACCCAAACUGCAAGGACAUGGUGGCAACAGCCGUAUUGUUGAGUAUAAUGGGAUUCUCAGUCGCACGACCACUUUCUACGAGAAAUCUGCCCGAAGCUUUAUCGAUAUGACGGCUGUUCUACUUAAGCCUUUAACUGAAGGAGCAGUGGCCAAUCGCCUUCGGAGCUUGGUACACGUUAUGGCCACUACCGGGACUAUGGUAUUGAGGCUCAGGCAGCAAAAUUACGACGUCAAAUAUCUCACUUCCGAUGCUGGUCUUCUGCAGGGUAAAACUUUCAGUCGCACAUCUGAAACUAUGGAACCACACCCUGCCUUACGACUAAAACAAGAUGACAAGAGCCUCGAUGGUUCAGUGAUAGAUUUCACUAUCCAGCCUGCAAUUUUUGCAUCUUGGUUCGACGGACCCGGAGAAGAGGAACGAGUAAAAUUCUGGACUAAGGCUAUUGUCUGGGCUGGUGGAUGUGAACAAAUUGGCAUUAAGAAAAGGGGUGGCAUUAGCUGUCAAGAAAACCGCACUGAAUCCUCCCAACCUGAAUUUUCCAUACUGUCGCCAUCUGAAACGAGUUCUUUGGAACUGCUAUCAGCAGUUGAAAUUCCUGCCGCGAGUACAUCUCACGAAGCGCAAACGAAAUAUUCGCCCAUGAAUUCCUCAGAAAUAUCCACUAGGCCAAUGGAUCAUAUGGCGAGCGAGGCGAAGGAUACGCGCCUAAUUGUUAAUACAGCACUUAACCCAGCCCCAACUGAUGCGGAGAGAGAUGGACCAGCCCUUCUAAGCCAAACUCUCAACGCGACAGAGGAUGCUGAAUCUGGUGAUGAGUCUUGUGAAGACUUUGUCAUACAAGACAGUUAACCGGAAUGGAAUAAGGGAGUUAGUGCUCUAAUUUCGAAAUUAGGACGAGAAUAAUAAUAGCAUCCCAUGUCCUGUUCUGUAUUCAUCGUUUGGGAGGGCCGUGGAUUUUUUACAGGACCUCUUCGAGAUGAUAUCUCCUCAAACUCCCCAUCCCCUACUUGAAUGGAAGACUCGCCAGAUCCCAAGCUUUGCCCAGACACCCUAGACAGCUCGCAAACCAAACUGCUUCUUGUUUCACUUACAAAUUCCCAAAAGUUCAACCGUCAAGCGAGAGAGUCCUUGCGCAAUAGCGAUGGAAAUAUAGGCAACCACCAAGUGUCUAUCCAUAAUUUCAUCUUUUCAGAGGAAUAUGGGACUGAAACUAUCGUGGACAGAUGGCAGUAAAUUUGAUGGAAUAAGAUUUGAAUUUCUCUUUGUUUCAUGUGGUUUCUUGUUUUUUCCAAUUUCCAAUUUCUUUAUUUUUUACCCUCAUUCGUCCCCAUUAUCAGUUUUGAGGUCUUUGUGUGCGCACGUUUGAUCUGAAUCUAAGCACCAUGGUUCUAUUUUCAACAUGACCUAUUUGAUUCCCCCCUGUUUAGCAGGCUGCUAGUGAGAUGAAGUGCUUCCGCGGAACUGCUAACUUGUUUGUAUGGACGAAAUUUGUCAAGUGCGUUGCAUCCAUGAAUUCCUAGGACCACAGAAAGGAGUGGCCAAGUUUUUUUCAAAGAGUUCUUGGACUCUUAUUUUGUGUGUGAUUUCCAAUUUCUUUCUUUCUUUCUUUCUUUUUCUUUUCUUUUCUUUUCUUUUUUUCCCCGGAUUUGGGGCUCCCUUUCUGUUUUACUCCUCUCCCUAUUUGCAUUCACUAACUGCCCCAAAUAAAACAUGGCCCUACCCAUCAUUUUGUCUUUCCUCUAAUAUAUUGCACCAUGCAAGUGUUGUUGCUGUAUCUUCUUCUAUUGCAACCUGCGCAUUACAUCUAUUUUUUAAGAGGCCUGAUAUUUCCUCCAUGUUGGCUUCAUAAACUUGAUUCACUCAAGUUAUGUGGAAUGGGAUGUGUCCUCUACAAAGUAUUUCUCCUCACAGCCUGUCAAGUUUUGGAGGAUGUUUGACAGCUUGCAGCUUUGAUAUAUUUAGUUUUCGCAAUUAGCAAUCAUGAAUUGUUUUCAAAUAUAAACUGUCCCAGUUCUGUG